CACAACGAAACACUAGGAGCGCCACCUCAAAUGAGUGUAUUUACAGUUAUUUUCAGAAUCAUGUGAUUCUAGGUUUCUCGAAAUUCAGCACGCGUUUCACAAAUUGCCUUCGAAACUUGGAAAGAAAUAAUGUCGGAUCAAGAGGAGGAGUAUACAAAGUAUCUGAAUGAGCAUGGCAUAAUACCACGCCUGGUCGAUAUACUUAAGGAAUUGGUGGAGCUCGUGCCGCUGCCCGCAGAUCCACUGAUGGUCAUUAUGCAUGUGCUCGGCUGCCCCCUGAUACCCCAGGACGAGAUGAAGGCGCUGGAACGGAAGGUGACCCGUGCCCACGACGAGCUACGCUUUCUGCGCCGCGUCCUUGUCGAGCUGGGCGGCUUGGAGUAUUUGUACGACAGCGAUACGGAUGAGAGUGAUUAUUUGGGUCUAAUUGGGGAACAAUAUUGCGGCAACUACGAGGAGACUUCUUCUUCCACGCCCAUGGCCACACCCACCUCAUUCCCAUCGCCAUCUCCAUUUGUCCAGCAGCAACAGUACGUUGUGCUGGCAUCGCUGGCCAUCAAUGAGGAGCCUCUGUCGCCGCUGGAGGAGACGCUGUCGCCGCAGGAAGAGCAGCCGUGCUGCAGCCACUUUGCUCCUCCGAACAACGUGCAGCAAUUUUAAAUUUAUGUAUUGAUUACAUAUAAAACUGUUGCAUGUGCAUAUCUCUAAUUUUACACAUUUUGUCUAAUGAAUGCAUCUCAAAGAUAUUGAAACUCAACGCCAGAUCGUGUCAAAUCAUAUAUAAGCCCAUAUAUAUUAAUCGUUAUAUACAUUGAAUGAAGUCAACUAUCUAUCUUGACAUAUUAUUAAGUAAUAAGAAGCCAGAUGAACAGCUUCGCGUUCAUCGCAUUUUUUUAUAUGAAUGUUCUACUUUGCAAGUUGCAUUGAAUCAAAAUAAAAUCGACGUUCGAUUGCUGAACGUUGUCAAAAACUGA
Molecule: messenger RNA, 974 nt
Organism: Drosophila grimshawi
Lineage: Eukaryota; Metazoa; Arthropoda; Insecta; Diptera; Drosophilidae
Exons: 1
Coding region: 130-660 (176 amino acids)
Source: RefSeq, a predicted model, not a curated record